AUGAGCUAUUCUAGAUCAGGAUCGAGACAAAAGUAUGCAGUUAUCACAGGUGCCUCGUCUGGCAUAGGGUAUGCGCUAGCAAAAGCCUUUAGCAAGAGAGGUUACAAGGUGAUUGGCGCAUCCCCACAAGCUGUCUUACAUUUACAGGAUCCUCUUGUUGCUGAGUAUGGAGUGAUUUCAGUUCCGUGUGACAUCACAAACCUUGAUGAUUUGAAGAGAUUGAAAGAUGUUGUCUUUAAAGAAACAGGAGGCUAUGUGGACAUCUUGUACAACAAUGCAGGAAUCGCUAUCGGUGGUCCUGCAGCUGAGAUGGACGAAGCAAAAGUGAACAAGAUUUUCCAAGUAAAUGUGAUUGGUCAUAUUAACGCCACUAAACAACUUGCACCGUACGUCAUCAAUGCCAAAGGAUCUAUUGUUUUCACCAGUUCAGUCGCAGCAAGAGUGCCUCUUGCCUGGACCAGUAUCUAUAGUGCAACGAAAGCAGCCAUUGACGCAUAUGCACAAACAUUACAUGGAGAAAUGGAACCAUUCGGCGUAAAGGUACACAGUAUUAUCACGGGAGGAGUAAACACUCAAAUUGGUGGUCUGGAGUCUCUUGCUGACGCACAAAAGAGACUUCAAAAUUCAUUGUACAAUGUGGAAGGCAUUUUGGAUAGUACACGAGCCACAAAAGGUAUGAGCUUGAGGAAAGGAAUCAGCCCAGAUGCCUACGCUGACGAUGUAUCUAGAAAGAUUCUAAAAGGGCUGACUAAAUUCAACUUAUUUGGAGGAUCCAGAGGCUAUACUUUACACUUAAUGGGUAGGUAUUUCCCCUUGUGGUUGGUUGAACAUUUGAUGCAAAAGACAUUCAAGCAGCUUGAGUUGUUUAAAAAUAUAAGGAAAUCGGUUCGGAAUGGGACUAGAUAA
Molecule: messenger RNA, 906 nt
Organism: Lodderomyces margitis
Lineage: Eukaryota; Fungi; Ascomycota; Pichiomycetes; Serinales; Debaryomycetaceae
Exons: 1
Coding region: 1-906 (301 amino acids)
Biological process (GO): phosphatidic acid biosynthetic process; triglyceride catabolic process
Cellular component (GO): lipid droplet; endoplasmic reticulum
Molecular function (GO): triacylglycerol lipase activity; acylglycerone-phosphate reductase (NADP+) activity
Source: RefSeq, a predicted model, not a curated record